AUGAUCGUGGUCGCCAUCCGUCUCCGAUUGGUAGACCUCCUACAAAACGCAGUGGUCGGAUAUGGUGCCUUUUCAGGGGUCGGAGCCCCCGAGGAGGCCACAAUAAACACAGUUGUGCUCCGAAGAGGCCGGAAGCUCGCCUUCAUCUGGCAUCUGCUUUAUAUCAGCUCCUGGGUUCUCAUCAAGGCCAGCGUAUGUGCCGCACUGCUCCGUCUUACCUCCUACCAGCGCAGACGGUUCUUUUUGGUCUUUUUGAUAGGGCUUGCCGUCGCCGCUGCGGUAGCCUUCCUCGCUGGCGUGCUCGCUCAGUGCUCCCCGAUCCAGGCGGUCUGGACUGCUGAACAAGAGCUAUGUCACAACACGGCGGUGGUCGUCGGAGGUUUUUAUCUGGUCUCGGCAGUCAGCAUAAUCGCAGAUAUCGCAGUGGCAAUCAUUUCUGUGGUUAUUCUCGGCCAUGUCAGAAUCCCAAAGGUUGUCAAACGAUUUGUCGCCGUGAUCCUGUCUCUUGGGGUCUUGGCGUCCGUAUGUAGCAUCAUCCGUCUUACGUACCUCCCAUCUUAUCCUCGUGGUGGAGGUGAUAUCUGCAAUAUAGGGCCUAUUGUCUUGUUAUCCAUCCUCGAAACUAGCAUCGCAAUCAUUUCAGCUUUCCUACCGAUGCUCUGCAAGCUGUUGGGCACCGUCCCUCGACCUUCCACCGAUUUAGGGGGCGCUGGGAUCGACCUCUCUACAAAAGCGAUUCGCUGGAACACCAAGGCGAGCCCGGGGCAUAUCUCGUUGAUGGAACUUGCUCCUACCAACAAUGCCUCAUCGACAAUAGAACCCAGUCACGACCACCACCUCGCUACCACGACGGCGGGAACAAGGGAUACAUUCUUGUUGCAGGCAGAAGGGAUAGGCACGGUGUGAGGCUAUUCCGGUUGAUAUGCUCUAAAGAGGAAAGGAUUUAAAGUGCAGGGUCCCGUAAGGGCCUUUGCCCUUUAUAUACACGUAACUCC
Messenger RNA from Gaeumannomyces tritici R3-111a-1, 995 nucleotides. RefSeq lists its product as hypothetical. Lineage: Eukaryota; Fungi; Ascomycota; Sordariomycetes; Magnaporthales; Magnaporthaceae. Bases 1 to 906 code for a protein of 301 amino acids. The record is from RefSeq and is a predicted model, not a curated record. The transcript has 5 exons.